Amoebophrya sp. A120 is the source of this 2527-nucleotide messenger RNA. NCBI's taxonomy places the organism in Eukaryota, Dinophyceae, Syndiniales, Amoebophryaceae. The record is from the annotation of a GenBank genome assembly.
CAGCACACAAAGAUAAUGGCGAGGUCAGUUUUAUUCAGUUUCAGUACAACAGAAAUAUAUUGGGGCUGCAGAAAGGCAAGCAUCGAGGCAAUUGUGUGCCACACUGACCAAUAGCAAUUAAGUAAUCACAAGGAAGAGACCGGCGUGUCUGGAGUCUUCCUCGCGGAGAUUUUGCAACUCCAUGGAGAUGCACUAAGACUACUAUUUUCGCUGCUACUACUACAAGGAUACGCAACAGCAUGCCGCCCAAGAAGCAGCCUGAGAGGUAUACCUCUUCGCAGAAACAAGCGACCCAAGAUCAAGACACCGAGCUCCUACUCAACAACUAUCCCAACAAUUAUCCCGACAAGGAACAGGAGAAUGAAAAAUUCUCGAGGGCGGAUGAAAUGCUGAAAUCAAGAAACGUGAACCCAGUCCUGUUGCAAGACCGGGCUGCUCUCAUAGCCGCAGCAGCGGAGAAGACCGCAACCGAAUUUUUGACGGAGAAGAAAGACAGUAGCGAUUCAGCGUUCCAGAAUUUUCGGGCGAGCUUUGCGAAGAACCUUAAGGAGAUCAGCAUCAAGAAGAGCGGGUUCUUCAGAAGCAGCGAAAAAAAACUAUCUGAAGACGCGGCGGAAGCAAUCCUUCGUCGAGUUGAUAAAUCGCAGGAGCUAUUUGACUACCUCUUUUCUUUGCAGCCCGAGGACUUCGAUUUGACGCAAGAGGUAUUAGAUUGUGGUCUCGGCGCAUAUUUUGCAAAUCGCUGGGUAGAAGAGCACCCGAGGGCCAUCUCUCGCUCUCUCAAUGCCCAAAAGGCAGCUGUGAAUACACUAAUAACGGAGAAACACAGUUUGCCCAGGAAAUCGGCAGAGCAGGAACAGGUGUCGUGGGAAUGGAUGGAAAGCAAUCUGCUGGGGAAGGCGAAGACGAGGGACGGAAAUCGUGUUGUUCCUGUGCCGUGCGACCCCGCAGACGGGCGGACUAUGAAGUUCUUAACAGCUUUGUCCUCGGCAAUUGAUGGCAACUUGAACAAGGAUUCCGGACUGCUCAGGCUGUUCGUGACGAACCGUGACGUCCUUCGGUAUCUUCGCAAAAUAUUUUACGCCCCUCGGAGGAAAAAGCGGCCGGGCGAGAAAAUUUCGGAGAAGGACAACGAGACGAUCGACUUAUCGGAUGAAGCUGGAAAGGAGUUCAAGAAAGAGCUGGUGAAGGGCAUCCUGGACCUCGCAAUUGAUGUGGUGAAUGACCCGAGCGGAAACAAGCGGUUCUUUUUGAAGCACUACGGGGGUGAACCCGAGCUGACCGAUGAUUUUGACCUGCUUGUGUAUCCUCCCAUCUUACCAGGAGAUCCGCUAGAUUCUAGUGGUGAAGAACAGAUGCUACUUCGAGACGACCUUGAUGUCGUUGAAUCAAAACCAAACGUCCCCUACUUGUUCGAGCCCAAUCUGGUAGGAGUGUGAAUCACCUCCCCACCCCUUUGAAUCACCUCCCCACGCAUCACCUACCCACCUCCCCCGCAUCACCUCGUGACGCGGCCGUAUCACCACCGCAACGGCCGGAGGUGAUGCAGAAGCAGAGCCGGCUGCGGCCUUGGUUGUUUGGAUCUAGGGUUUAGGGCUCGGGGCUUAGGGUCGUCGAGGCCAGCCGGCGCGACGGCCGUCGCGCCGGCUGGCCUCGGCGAUUCUCUCCUCCUCGUCUGCUCUGUCCCUUCUCCGCCCUUGCGCGUCACCCUUUUGCCUUCCCCUUCUCCCUGGCCCUUCUGAAUGUUGUGCGCCCUUUGCCCCCGGCGUGCCUCCGUGCCUUGACUCCUUGCGGCAUUGCUUUGCGUGCCCCGUGGGUCGUUCCAUGCUCGCCACCUUAGGGCCGCCGGCCGACAUCUGGUGGCCGCGUACAUAGGCGCAUCUGUCAUGCAGGAUGAGGGCCCAUGUGCGUUGUGGCAGAUACCUGCUGGCUUCAUGGCCGCGAGGUAGAUCGAUGGCACAGAACGAAGCCAAGCAACAAGCAUCCAGACGUAGUCACGUUCUGGUCGACCAUCACGGGGAAGUGCAACGUGGUGGGGAAGUGUUGGAGUCCAACACUUCCCCACCUCCCUGCCGUCCUGGACGGCAGGGAGGGGAAGUGUGGGGAAGUACCUCCCCACCUCCCCACUACUGGGGAGGCACCUCCCCACACGCGGGGAGGCACCUCCCCAGGGUGGGGAGGUAGGGAGGUGGGGAGGUGAUGCGUGGGGAGGUGAUUCACACCAUAACCGCCGAAUCUCGACACCGACGUCCCCGUUGAAUCAAAACCAAACCUCCGAACUUGUCCGAGCCGAACCUCGACAGCACUAACGUCCCCAAAGAGAAAACCGUAUCCGCUUCUUCGCUUCAGCAGAGCAACGAACAUGGACAGCGACGACCACAAGUUUCGAGUGCAAUCGAAAUCGGAGAAGCGGACGGUUCCCCAAAGUUGUUGCGCACCGAAAACGGGGAGCAGCGCGCUAGUGCCAUUGGCGGCAAUAGUAGGAGUACGGCUCAUGCGAACACAAGCGCUCCGCGGAAGAACUUAA